This is a messenger RNA of Aphidius gifuensis, 1179 nucleotides long. RefSeq lists its product as uncharacterized. Gene Ontology annotation, biological process: cytoplasmic translation. NCBI's taxonomy places the organism in Eukaryota, Metazoa, Arthropoda, Insecta, Hymenoptera, Braconidae. Gene Ontology annotation, molecular function: protein binding; structural constituent of ribosome. The record is from RefSeq and is a predicted model, not a curated record. The transcript is spliced from 5 exons. Gene Ontology annotation, cellular component: cytosolic large ribosomal subunit; ribosome. Bases 1 to 1179 code for a protein of 392 amino acids.
AUGGCUAGUAAAAAAAAAGCCAAGAGUGCAAUUAAUGAAGUUGUGACGCGUGAAUGUACCAUCAACCUUCGCAAACGCCACCAUGGAACUGGUUUCGAAAAAAAUGCACCACGUGCAAACAAAAAAAUCAGAAAGUUUGCUAAAAAACCAAUGGGGCUGAUAAAUACACUUGAUGAUGAUUGUUUAUCAAUGAUAUUAUCGUAUCUUCAACCAUUUCAACUUCUUGAAAUGAAAAAAGUAUGUCAACGUUGGAAUUAUCUGGCAAAAUCAGCUUGGUUUUUUAUCAAAAACAUUAAAUGUACUAAUCGAGUUUCUGGCCAUAAAAAUAAUUGGCAAUUGGUAAAGUUUUAUAAAUUAGAAGAUAUCUUUAUAUAUGGUGGUCGUUAUUUAACACAUUUAACAUUAAAAAAUGUAUGUGGAUCUGAAAUUGUACCAUUGAUACGUGAUCAUUGUCACAAGCUUGUUAGACUUGAAUUAGUUUUAGACGAUUUGUAUGGCGGACAUUUUAAAAAUGCAUUUACUAAAAUGAAUCAACUAAAUUACAUAUCAAUUAACAUGGAUCCAACGACAUAUCAUUGGAAUAAUGAAUUGUUUUAUGAAGCUAUUUUAUCAACUCUUCAUUCAUCUAUCAAUGAAAUUCAUUUACCAAUACUAUAUGAUUCUCGUGUACAUGAGCGAUAUAUGUGCGAUUCUUCGGACGUUAUACCCUGGAUAAAAAAAUUUGAUAAUCUUCAAGCAUUGACAUUGCAUUAUCAAGCAAUGGGUGAGUAUGAUAUCUCACCAAUAUUAAAUUAUAAAACAUUAUUACAUUUGUCAUUGAGCAAUUCAGCAAUUGAAAAUCAUUUAUUGAUGAAAUUAUCUAAUUUAAUUAAUUUAGAAUAUUUAGAUUUAUCAUAUGUGUAUGAGGUUGAUGAUUGUAGUUUAAAUAUAUCUGGAAGUAAAUAUGUGGAAAAAUCAGAUAUUAUCAAAAUUGGUGAAUUAAAAUUUUUAGAACAUUUGGAGCUUUAUGAUUUGGAAAGUGUUGAUGAUGAUGGAUUGAUAAAUAUUAUUGAUAAAUGUUGUCAUUUAAAAUACUUGGAUAUUAGAUGGUGCUAUAAUUUAACUAGGAAUGCUCUUGUUGAGAUUAGAAAAUUAAAAAAGUUAGAAACACUUAUAUUUGAUCUUGAUAAUAUUAAUUAA